Molecule: messenger RNA, 1670 nt
Organism: Solanum lycopersicum (tomato)
Lineage: Eukaryota; Viridiplantae; Streptophyta; Magnoliopsida; Solanales; Solanaceae
Source: RefSeq, a predicted model, not a curated record
GUGUUUUGAAAAAUUAUGUACACAAACACUAAUCCAAAAUCUUCUUCAUAUCUCCAUUUUUAUUCAAUAAUGGAUUCAAUUAAGCCAUCCUCAUCACAAUUAGUAUUCACGGUGAGAAGGCAAAAUGCAGAGCUAAUUGCUCCAGCAAAGCCAACUCCACGUGAAACUAAAUUUCUCUCAGACAUUGAUGAUCAAGAAGGUCUUCGAUUUCAAAUCCCCGUUAUUAAUUUUUAUCGUAAAGAUUCGGAUAUUUCUACGGGAGGAAAUCAUGACCCUGUAAAAGUGAUUAAAAAGGCAAUAGCUGAAACACUUGUUUUUUACUAUCCGUUUGCUGGUCGGCUCCGGGAAGGAAAUGGCCGGAAACUGAUGGUGGAUUGUACCGGGGAAGGAGUUAUGUUCGUGGAAGCGGAUGCUGAUGUGACCCUUGAACAAUUUGGAGAUGAACUUCAGCCUCCAUUUCCGUGUUUGGAAGAACUCCUUUAUGAUGUUCCUGGCUCUGCUGAAGUUCUUAAUUCUCCUCUGCUUCUUAUUCAGGUCACUCGUCUCAAGUGUGGUGGUUUCAUUUUCGCAGUGCGAUUAAACCACACAAUGAGUGAUGCAGCCGGUCUUGUCCAAUUCAUGACUGCUGUUGGUGAAAUGGCACGCGGGGCCUCUGUUCCGUCUACACUCCCUGUCUGGUCCAGAGAAUUGCUCAACUCCCGUGAUCCACCUCGAGUGACUUGCACCCACCAUGAAUACGAUGAAGUUCCUGAUACAAAGGGUACAAUUAUCCCAUUAGAUGAUAUGGUACACAAAUCAUUCUUUUUUGGCCCUUCUCAAGUCUCAGCUCUUCGUCGAUUCAUCCCUCCUCAUUUGCGCAAAUCUUCCACUUUUGAAUUGCUCACAUCAGUCCUCUGGCGCUGCCGCACAAUUUCCCUAAAACCAGAUCCUGAAGAGGAAGUUCGCGUGCUUUGCCUUGUCAAUGCACGUUCCAAGUUCAAUCCACCCUUACCUAACGGCUUCUACGGGAACGCCUUUGCGUUCCCCGUAGCAGUCACAACCGCAGCUAAAUUGUGUAAAAAUCCAUUAGGAUAUGCUCUUGAGCUAGUGAAGAAGGCUAAGUCGGACGUGACGGAAGAAUACAUGAAAUCCGUAGCGGAUUUGAUGGUGAUGAAAGGAAGGCCUCAUUUCACAGUGGUGCGGACUUAUCUGGUGUCAGACGUGACUCGAGCGGGAUUCGGAGAAGUAGAUUUUGGAUGGGGGAAAGCAGCGUAUGGUGGACCGGCUAAAGGAGGAGUAGGAGCAAUCCCUGGUGUGGCGAGUUUUUACAUACCAUUUAAAAACAAAAAUGGUGAAAAUGGAAUUGUGGUGCCUGUAUGUUUGCCUGCUUUUGCAAUGGAAAUAUUCGUUAGGGAACUCAAUGGCAUGUUGAAAAGUGAAGAAGAUCCAUUAGGCAAAUACACAAACUAUGCCAUCAUCAAACCCGCACUUUGACAUGUUAAUCGCAUGCAAUAUUUCUUUUUAACUUGGUUUUGUAAAGCAUUUUAAUAUCCUUAAUUUAUGUUAAGAGUGCUUUUACCAAUUCCUUCCCUGCGUAAUUACAUUUUUUUUUUCGAUGCAUUACUUUCUUUUGUCAGUUGAUGACAUCUUUGUGAAGUGAAUGUAAUGGUCCUCCGUUGUGUUCCCUGGCA